GAGAACCUAGCACGUUUGUGUUUCAGAUCAGAAGUGGAGCACUGAGAACCUAUCAUGUUUGUGUUUCAGAUCAGAAGUGGAGCACUGAGAACCUAUAACGUUUGUGUUUCAGAUCAGAAGUGGAGCACUGAGAACCUAUCACGUUUGAGAUAUGGAAGAUAACGACAUGCAGUAUGACUUCAAGAAAUUUCCAAAGCGUGGCCUUGUUUAUAUCAUUGUCAACGAGAAGUUUACCUCUGAGGGGUACCCUGACAGACUGGGUGCCUACACAGACUACAAAAACAUGAAAAAACUGUUCAAACCGCUCAAAUUAAAACUCAUGACAUUUUAUGAUAAAACUGCAAAACAGAUCAAAGAUAUCUUAAAUGAUGCUUCCAAUAGACCAGACCUUGCUGAACGAUCUUGCUUCAUUUGCAUUAUCAGUUCCCAUGGAGAACAGUGGUCAGAAACACAUACAGGUCACAUGUCGAGAAGAAAGUCGAUGGAGCAUGCCAUAGUCGGUAUUGAUGGCAUGCGAGUGUUAACGAAAGAUUUAGUGGAUUUAUUCUCAGAGGACAAGUGUCCUCACUUGAGAGAGAAACCAAAACUUUUCUUCAUUCAGGCGUGCAGAGAGUCUGUCUACAGUACUGAUCGCAGUGAAGCUCUGGACUCGGGCGUAAAUGUCCAGUACAUAGUGUCAGCCAAGGUGUCCAAAUAUCGACGGAUGAGAACAAAAUUAUCAACAAACACAAAUUUUGACAGUUCUGAUAAUAAACCAGAACAGUCAGAUGUUCCGUUUGAAGCACUGGAUGAAAUCAUUGGGACAGGUCCUGGAGGUAAGGACACUGAGGAAGAGGAGGAGGAGGAGGAGGACCAGUUUUCAGACGGCUAUGACACAGCGACUACAGACAACGAUUCUGGAGAUGAGGACAGAGAGACGGGACAUGAUGACGUCAGAAACAGGGACAGGUCAUCAUACACCAAACAAUACAAAGGCGUUGUUCCUGAAGGUGACGUUUUGCCAGGAAUCCAACACAUUGAGGCGAUAACACCUGAAGAUACGCCCACUGAUCAGGCCGACGCCGGAGGAAGGAAACCAAGGGUGGACACAAGCAUACAGGAAAUAGAGAGCGUGGAAGUUACCGCCAUCCCUUGUCACGAUGACAUGCUGGUGAUGUUCGCCUCCCCACCAGGUAAACUGGCAUGGAGAAGCACUACAGAAGGAGGCUGGCUGUUAGCGAACCUCUACAAUGUCUUCAAACAUUACAUACGCAACGGUGAAAUCUGCCACCGAGACUUUCUUACCCUCCUUACUGAGGUAUCACAGGAUGUUUCCCUCAAAGAAACUAACACAGACGAUCCAAAGUACAACGCAAUGAAGAUGGUCCCGACAAUUUACCACCAGCUCACAAGGGAAAUUGUUAUUUGUUCUAUUAAGAAAACAGGACUAUUACAAAAGCUUGUGGAGAAAGCCAAAGAUUUGAUUCCAAAAUGAUUAUCUGACAUGAAUUGCUCAAACAUUUUCAGGUCUAACUGUUAAUUCCUAAUGAGCUUGACUCAUUCACCCCUGAAAAUUUAUAAUGAACUAUUCCGUCCUUUGAAUUGGAUGAGUUCAAAUGUGUCUUCAGGGGUGAAUGAGUUAUGUAGAUUUUAACCAGGAGUAAAAUAUACACACAUUUGUUUCUUUUAAAACACAUUGUUUCAGUAAAUGAAAAGCUGAAAAUUAGGUCCCAAGUUUUACUGUGUCACACAUUAAAUAAUAUGACAUUGAUUUGAACAUCCAUUUUUUAGCAUAAAUAGACCACUUGUUAUUGUUUUGCUUUUGACUUACUUAUAAGGCCUAAGAAUUCACAAGUCUCAUACUUAUGAAGUAGGUGUAUUUUGUAGAAAGAUUUUUUAAUGAUUUUGUACAGGUACACAUGUUUUGCUAUGUGUGAUAUGAAAUCUGUAAAAACAAGAGGUCGCAGUGGCUGAGUGAUUAAUUAGGCGCUUGACCAUCUACAAUCACUAGCCUUCCACCACUGGGCCCCUGUUGCCAAGUGGUUUAGGCAUCCUACUGUCUACAUUCACUAGCCCUCUACCAUUGGGCCCCUGUGGCCAAGUGGUUUAGGUAUCUGACAGUCUAUGAUAGCUAACCUUCCACCAAUGGGCCCCCGUGGCCAAGUGGUUUAGAUAUCUGACAGUCUAGGAUCGCUAACCUUCCACCAAUGGGCCCCCGUGGCCAUGUGGUUUAGGUAUCUGACAGUCUAGGAUAGCUAACCUUCCACCAAUGGGCCCCCGUGGCCAAGUGGUUUAGGUAUCUGACAGUCUAGGAUAGCUAACCUUCCACCAAUGGGCCCCCGUGGCCAAGGGGUUUAGGUAUCUGACAGUCUAGGAUCGCUACCCUUCCACCAAUGGGCCCCCGUGGCCAUGUGGUUUAGGUAUCUGACAGUCUAGGAUAGCUAACCUUCCCCCAAUGGGCCCCCGUGGCCAAGUGGUUUAAGUAUCUGACAGCCUAGGAUCGCUAACCUUCCACCAAUGGGCCCCCGUGGCCAAGUGGUUAAGGUAUCUAACAGUCUAGGAUCGCUAACCUUCCACUAAUGGGCCCCCGUGGCCGAGUGGUUUAGGUAUCUGACAGUCUAGGAUAGUUAACCUUCCACCAAUGAGCCCCGUGGCCGAGUGGUUUAGGUAUCUGACCGUCUUCAAUCACUAGCCCUCCACCAAUGGGCCCUGCAGCCAAGUGGUUAAGGUGUCAGACUGUCUACUAUCGCUAACUCUCUCCCACUUGGUAACAGAUCCAAGGCCUACUGUAUGUGGGACAUUGACCUGGUACUGGCAACAAGUCUCCACCAACAAAACCUGGCACGUCCUUAAACGGCCAUAGUUGUUUAUAGGACAUAAAACAUAGACAAGCCAAAUCUCUAGAUAACAGGAGCAAUAGAGUAUACAUUGCUUUUGUUUUAUUGUUAUACAGCCUGGUGAUAUUAUAACUGUGUGUUCUGUACCUAUGAUAUUAUCACAGAAGGGUAAACAAUGUAUCAGACAUUUAAUUUUACUGCUUAACCAUCUUUUUUUUUAGAAUUUUUUAUUUUAAUGGGAACUUUUUUUGGAUAUGUUAAUUAAUAUGUUUAUUUCUCUGAUAGCUUAUAGCUUUAUUUAUACAUAUACCUAGUUGAAUGGUUAUCCUAGUUAUCCCUGAAUUAAAACGUAUAAUGCUUAACCUCUCGAUUCAGUGCUAGUGAAUACAGAACUGUAGGAGUACUGUCAGUUUACUAUAAAUAUACUAAAACAUAUAUCAUUAUGUAACAUUGUAUCAUAUUUUUCUAAAUUAUUAUUUGAUACAUU
This is a messenger RNA of Mizuhopecten yessoensis (Yesso scallop), 3303 nucleotides long. RefSeq lists its product as uncharacterized. The record is from RefSeq and is a predicted model, not a curated record. NCBI's taxonomy places the organism in Eukaryota, Metazoa, Mollusca, Bivalvia, Pectinida, Pectinidae. The transcript has 6 exons. Gene Ontology annotation, cellular component: cytoplasm. Gene Ontology annotation, biological process: proteolysis; apoptotic process. Bases 152 to 1474 code for a protein of 440 amino acids.